CCCACACACACACAUACUCUCUGCUCUCUCCUGCUGUGUGCCAGUCCCUCUCUGCCUCUCCACUCUAAGCUCCGUUCUCUUGUCCUUUCCACAUCCCUCCACCGCUUCUCUUUUCUUCCUCUUGUCAGUGAUAGCAAGUCGGCUCUGACCCGUCUGCCUCUACAAGUUAAACGGACCUCAGGCUGCUACUCCCCCUCCCUCAGAACUACCCCACCCCCCACCCCUCCCCGAAGAAUUUACUUUCACCUAGUUUUUUUAGUUUUUGUCCUGCUGUCCUGCACCUUCCCCUCCGGAGAGGCCGGUUGGUGCGUGUCUGGCGCGUGCGAGGGCUCUGUUGGCGUGCUCGCUGCCCCGAGGGAACCCCUAACGCUUGUGACUGCAGGGGGAAAACUUGUUCGCCACAAUGAACAUCCAGCUGCUGCUCGCGUUGGCCCUGGUCGGCCCUUUCUGUGCCUUCACACAUGCAAGCCCCACAGAGCGCCCCAAAGACCUUGAUGCUGAGAGCCACCGUGUACCUAAUGUUACAGACGCUCCUGCAGUGGACUUGACUGCAAUCACUGGUCCGCCUGCAACCGAACCAAAGGCGGUCCAACAGGAAGUUCCGGCAACAGAAGGGGCGGCGGCAACAGAAGCAGCCACGGCAACGGAAGCAGCCACGGCAACGGAAGCAACCACGGCAGCAGCUGCAGCCACGGAAGUUGCCACCGAGGCAGCGCUUCCCACCAGCUCAUCCAAUACUGUUGAGAUAGAAGUCGCAGCCACUGCUACUGCAUCUCCCUUAGUCACUGAUCCUCCUGCGGUGAACACAUCGGACCCCAGUCACACAGCAGAGGACGAAGCGAGGACAGAAGACGCGGUGGUGGUUGUUGAAGAAGAGUCAGAUGAGGGCAUGAGCUCUGGCCAGGUAGUCGGCAUCGUGAUUGGCGUUCUGUUGGCAGUGGUCAUCGCCAUCGCCGUGGGGAUCGCUGUGGUGAGGAGAAUGGGAAAAUACUCCCCUUGAGGAAGAAGUCAGCCAAGCGGCCGGAGCGCUCAAAGUUCUGGAAAUCCUGAACUACUGAACUGUGACGUCAUUCACGACCAUUAAAACAAGCACCAUACCGUAACUAAAGUAAUCUAACCAGCACUCUGGACUGUUGCCAAAUAGUAUCUGUAUAGUAGAGUAUCUGACCUGUAGGCAUAAAACCUAUCCCUCAAAGAAUGACUGAUUUAGAUUUUCAUGGAAGUUUGAGAGGACAUAAAAAUGGAUAUUACUGAAAAAACAAAAGGAAGUUGAUAACAAAUGGAAGGUGGCAGCAGUAGAAAUUGCUACAAAUUCCACAGAAUGUAUAUAUACCACACAAGGGGACUACAUAGUACACAGCUAAUUACUUUCUCAUAUGUUGCAGUUGCAUAGGCGAGCGUUUGUUAUUAUGGAAUACACAGUACAUGCAGGCAGGCUGUUGUUGUGGCUACCAGAACUUUUAAAGCAACCCUGAGCACUAGUUAAAAUAUUCUCUCAUGUAGCCAGAAUCCCAGAUAUGUUGGCCAACUGUAUGCAGCACCGUGUGCACAAGCUUUUUUGACAUAAUGCCCUGAGGAGCGAACGGCAAAGAAAAGGCACCCUGGUUUGCAAGAGCAACGUGACAUUCUGCCCACUUUAACACUGACCUAAUACAUAUCUGUGAAAUUCAGCAGAAGGGUUUGUGCCACUGUCUCUGGUAUUCUCUAGGUAGUUUGGAGGACUUUAACUUUUCAAGUGCAUUAUUAAUGUGAAUUGACUGUACUUUUUUAACUGCCACCCAUUCCAGACAGAACGGCUUGUAUGACCUGUUCCAUAUUAAGGCUUGCACACAGCCCUAUUAGACAUAGUGAUAGCAUUGUCUUGAAAAUGUCUUCAUAGUACUUUUGUUAAUAGUUAGAUUACCAGAACAGCAAACCGGUCGUUAAAUUGAGCUAACCCCCUGAUUGCGUGCACAGGAUGACAUUUAAUAGUUGCACUUAGUUUUAGUACACAGUAUUAGGCAGUAAGGCCCUAUUUUGUUAUUUUUGCAAUUGUAAGUGUGCCGAAUGGGUGAACAAAUAAUGAUGUCUCAGCUUCGCUCUGCUUGCCUUGCAAACUCGUUUAACAUGUGCACUGAAUGAGUGAUGUAAUGUUUAAUGAAUAGGUUUUAGACACUGCAAAAGUUUGCAACGACAUGUCUUUGUUUCCUCUCCUCAGCUUUGCUACAUACCAUCAGUUCUAGGUUUAAUUUGUGCGAUCCCUUUUAUUUAAUUGCAGUGUUUUUGUUCCUACUGUUUCAAUAAUAAACUGAAAACACUCCAAAAAAAGUAUUUU
This is a messenger RNA of Pungitius pungitius (ninespine stickleback), 2314 nucleotides long. RefSeq lists its product as uncharacterized. Lineage: Eukaryota; Metazoa; Chordata; Actinopteri; Perciformes; Gasterosteidae. The transcript is spliced from 4 exons. Bases 404 to 1000 code for a protein of 198 amino acids. The record is from RefSeq and is a predicted model, not a curated record.